AAGGACCUGAAAGACAGCAACGACUCCAAAUCUGAUGCGAAUUUAAUCAGGUCCCGAGCUGGCAGUGAAGCCUCUGUAAAGCAAAGAAAUGUUGCCACAAAAUCUCCUAGCGAUGCAAAGCACAGGAGACAGAUAAACGGCAGUGAAACCACAAAGCCGAAAACGACUUUAAAUCAUGUACAAUUAGAAAAGUUAGAGUCUACUGCCUUUGCGGCACUUCAGGUCAUUCAAAACACAGUGGUGUCUAUCGAAAAGCUACAGGUGGAGGACAGUCAUGACGAAUUAGAAGAAAAUAGAUUUGUCGACGAGACAAGACAAGACAAUAACAAUUUGAAAGAGAGGAGACAAAAAGGGACACCUUAUCAACAACAUCAUGUCUACAGAAGUAUAGACUCAAAACUCAGGAACCUUGUUGACCAUAGAAGUAAAACUAAUGCACCAUUCCCCGACCAGCGAGGGGUAGCGGCACUAAGGUCGGGUGACUUUAAACCAUUGAAAGCUACACAUUCCUCAGAACCGUUUAAACCAUUUACAUAUGAAACGAAAGGGAGGAGAAUCUUUCAAAAUGACCCACAAAAGGGAAUGGAAAACAACUUAAAACCCCAAGAAAUAUCACCUGAUAUGAGUGACCACAAUACCGAUGGGAUUCUUACGGAACUACAGCUCCAAUCAGCGAUGGCAUCGACACAACCAAUUUCCCAUGUCGAGAAAGGUAAUUUCGAUGUGGAGGCAAAACGCAAUGCACGAACGAAGAUCAAGCAAACUAAUUUACAAAAAUCGAUGGCAUCUUCCUCAUUAAGAUCCUCGGAGAAACAAAUGACUUCAACACGAAUGGAAAUCGAUAGCGACACGGUGAGAUCAAAACCAAAACAAUCAGGAUCAGAUUCAAUCCAUAAGCAUCAUCAACUCGUGGAAUCAAGUACACAAACCGAUAUCAACCAUGCCGAACUUGAUGCUUCAAUUGGCAUUACCCAUCCAGAUCAAAAUCAUUUGCCAGGCGGCUUUCUACACGGGAGAGAAGGCGAAGGGGCUAGCAAAGCCCAGGACGCAGUUGACGGUGAUGAACUUCAGGGAGAUAAUGCAGAAAGUGAUUCUGUGGGAACAAAUGGAGGGAAUGGUCAGAGGGAUCUCCAAGAGGAGCUUGAUAAGUUGAAAGAGGGGAAUGAAGAUCUAGAGAGGCAAUUGAGGGAGACAAUCGACUUCGAGGUGCAGGCGAUGAAAGCUUACAUCAAGCUCGUCAAACAACAUCGACAACUUAAACGAAAAUUGCAAGAAAGAUCAGAAAGUACGAAGUCAAAGACGAUGAUGCCAGAAGGACCUAAAAGCAAUGGAAGAAUUCAGUCCAAUGGUGGUGCUCAUGAUGUCGACAUGAUCGGGGUAUGUGCGCCAAAGAUCUAUAUGUCUUCUCCAGAUCUACAUCGUCAUCAGCUGUCAUCAUCGGAAAGAUCCAAUGAUAUGAGAAGAAUGCUCAACGAAAAAAACGACGAGGCCAAUAUUGUAUUGCGUGGUAACCCUGAACAUAAUAUAGCCGUCGAAUCGGAUGAAGAGUCGGUCUACGAGCAGUUAGAUAUAGUUGGAGAUUCACACAAUCUCCGGUAUCCAUGGCAACAGGAUGUGACAACGCAAUGUGGUCGUAACAACAGCAGGAAUGUCGGCAGCCAGACGGAAUUAACAGAGAUGUGCGAAAAGUGUUUCACCGAGAGGGCACCGAAAGCAGAGAAAUCGUCUUCGAUUUUACCGCGGGCGUUCCGCAAGAAGCUUUCCAAAACUCAAAGUUCUGAGCAGUUCAGAGGCUUCGGGCAUGAACGUGCCUUACCUCCAUCGCGGCAUGGAAGCAUCAGUGUCCUGCCCACUGGAAGACCACUUGUUGAUAUCAAAGGACUACAUGAUUACCCGGAUCCUAUCAUGGCAUCAAUGCCGAACAUUAAUACUGCUGAUUCACGAACACCGUCACAAGGAUCACGGACCUCGCCCUUCCCUUCUCCGUUCCCCUCACCAGACGUGUCGAAAAGGCCGAUGGUAAAAGACGCUGCUGGCAUCAUACAUCCUACGUUCGUUGUCAGCUAUCAUCCCGAUGAUUCAGACUCAUUAUCUGGGGUCAAUGCAGGAAGUCAUGAUGAUUCGUCUGGGUCUGUAACGAGUAGCGGAAGUUCACUCCGGAUUCCAUCGCCUGAAUUGUCCCAAAAUGUUAAAUCUUCAUACCCCAAACAUCGAAAGGUUGAACCCCAGGACCAAGGAGAAGACGAAGAGAAUACCCCUCCGCCGAGGUACCACAUGAGACGGAGGAGGGAUGCUGUAAUAACACAGGUAGCACCAGCUGUUCAAGAAAUGGGAUCUGAAGAACAAGAGUCGAACAAUUGCAAGCCUGAUUCACCGCCGCAACCUGCACGAAACACCUCCAUCCCGGGUUUAUCAACACCUCAGAUGGACUCUCUCCUACCCACAGCAUCUCGGAAACAAUCCGAUGAACAUCGGGCCAGUAUCAUGAGUGAAGCCAGUUUCACUUUACAAUCUGUUGCAGCUAGACAUGUCCAGGGUUUCAUUGAAUCAAGUGUACAAGGUUUAGAUAACCACGUUGCCAGCGAAGAAGUACAAGACAGCAAGAAGAGAAUAGCUGCCAUGCUCAGGAAAAAGUUUGGAAAGCAAGAGAAGAGCGGAAUGGGAGCUAUCAUUUCAAACUUCAAACGGCACGACCAGGACGAACUAGAAUAUGCUGUCUUCAAGGAUCAACACUGGAAGGACUUUAUAGAAUCUGUCCUUGGUCGCCCCAUCGAUAUAUCUACAAUCAGCACGGAGGAAUAUAAAAGACGAGAGAAAGUAUGGGAAGUGUUCAGAAGCGAAUGCGCAUAUCUGGUUGAUCACAUUCUAGUCUUGAAAGAGAUCUUUCAAGAAAGACUCCGUUGGCUCCAAUGUGAAGAUCAUCUCAUGCACAUAGAGAUUGUCAAACUCUUCGCUAAUGUUGAUGAACUAUGUACGGUCAGCGCGAAUUUGUGUCGAGAUCUAAUCAAGAACUUCUCAAGCCGACUUUCAGAAGGAGAAUUCGGACAAGCUGAUGCUAUCGUAGCUGCAUUAGCAACUUUUGAGAUGCAAGUGUGUCCUGCAUUUUCAAGCUACUGCAUGAACUAUUCAGGAGCCCUGCAAUAUCUUGAAUCCCUCAAGAAGCAAGAUGACUUUGCUGAAUUUUGCAAGAUAUGUGAGCAGGACAGCCGAUGUAAAAGACUUCAACUCACGGAUCUUCUGAUCACUCCAAUCCAGCGAAUUACCAAGUAUACCCUACUUCUAAGAGACAUCAGAAACUGUACCUCACAAACCAGCGAGAAAGAAUUACUGAAUUCUACACUGAUUUCUGUCGAGAGUGCAAUAAAAGUUGAUCUUGAAGGCAAGGUAGAAUGGUUGGCAAACUUUGAACGAAUGAGAGAACUACAGCAGAUGAUCAGCUGGCCUCCAAUGGAAGAACUCGACUCCAAAUUAUCUGGUCUCGUUCCUGAGUUCUUGAAAUCCACCAUCGCCAAGAAAUCAAGAGAACACGUCUUGUUUAGUUCCAAACGAUCAUUGACAUAUGAAGGACAUCUUCAAAUCUUCGAGAACGGGAGACUACAAGAAGUGUAUGUCUUUUUAUUCGAUGACAUGAUGCUGAUAACACGAAUGCGUCGUACUUCAGGUAACAAGAAGAAAUCCGUUACAGACAACUCUUUGCCCUAUGGACAGACUCAGAGCUAUGUUCCCAAACACAAGGAUGGAUAUAGUUUUGUUGUAUGUAAAGCACCCCUUCCUCUAGAUCGCCUGGAACUUAUGGACAUCGAUGCCAAGCAGGCCUUGGCAAACGGAAUCAAGCAUUGCUUUGUACUGGUACAGCUGAAUAGAUACGGACAAGUUCAUACUCUCUAUGCAUUCUCAAGCUCAUCGGAGACACAUCAGCAAACAUGGCUGGGACAAUUACGAGAUUCAAGAACGAAAUGGAUUCAAGCAAUCCGAGCUGAUUCAAAGAGCAAGGAAGACAAAGAUAGAAAGAAGACCCUCUAGAGACGAUUAUGACGACGAUGACGACGACGACAUUCUAGCCCGACGUCAGACAGCGUCACCACGUCGUUGUUAUUAAUAUAGGUCAGAAAGUGGACGAGAUAGUUUCUCACCUGUUCUGUAUACCGGGUUUUAUAUUUCAUGUGGGACUGAUGAAUCUAAGAUAAGUACACAUUCGCGAUUUGAAACAAAAUAUUCUUUAUAGUGGCCUUAU
Molecule: messenger RNA, 4234 nt
Organism: Strongylocentrotus purpuratus (purple sea urchin)
Lineage: Eukaryota; Metazoa; Echinodermata; Echinoidea; Camarodonta; Strongylocentrotidae
Product: pleckstrin homology domain-containing family G member 5
Exons: 20
Coding region: 583-4023 (1146 amino acids)
Biological process (GO): Rho protein signal transduction
Molecular function (GO): guanyl-nucleotide exchange factor activity
Source: RefSeq, a predicted model, not a curated record